Malurus melanocephalus (red-backed fairy wren) is the source of this 1594-nucleotide messenger RNA. It is a transcript of the gene RMP24, whose product is annotated as chromosome unknown C18orf21 homolog. The coding region runs from base 45 to 704 and encodes 219 amino acids. The transcript is spliced from 5 exons. The record is from RefSeq and is a predicted model, not a curated record. NCBI's taxonomy places the organism in Eukaryota, Metazoa, Chordata, Aves, Passeriformes, Maluridae.
CUUCCCGUGCCGUCCCUUCCCUUCCCUUCCGGCGGGCCGGCGCCAUGGGGCGGCGAAGGCUGCUGGCGGCGGCGGAGCGGCUGGCGGGGCCCUGCCCGGGACAGGCGCGGUUCCUGCUGUGGAUGCUCCGCAGCUCCCGAGCUAAUAAACAUGGAGUAGAAAGGAUAUGUCCUUACUGCUUCCAGUUCCUGGUUCCUGACAGCUACCGGGUGCGCCUCAAACCAAAGRUGAAAGUGACUCCACAGAUAGAGAAAGUUCUUAAACGAGAAGCAAAGAACCAAAAACUUAACAUGAAGCAGACAAAGCUUUUGAGAAAGUACAGGGAGUCAAGAAGCAUUCUGCUGGUUACUUGCAAAUCUUGCAACAAAACAACAAGACAUUAUGGUAAAAGCAGAGAUUUUCUGGCAAUCAAAACACCAAAUUCUGGCACUCCAGGUAUCAAAUCCAGCCUGAAGACACCAGAUGUMAAAAUUCAGUCUGCAAAGAAAAUGACACCUGUAAGCUGCAGCAGGUUGGGAUCUAAAGGAAACAAUCCCUCAUCACUUUCCAGGACACGUGAAUCGGGACAGGCAACAACCAACUCUGCUUCCAAGACUCCCCGAAACUCCAAAUUUCACUUUUCUAAGCUAAAACGGAUGCUCGACCUUGAAGAAAAAGAGAAAAGCCAGAAGGCAGAUUUCAAAGCUUUCUUGACUUUACUUUAGUUAUAUAUUUUUUCAAAGUAAUAAAGAUUACAGCAAUAAAUAUUGUUCCAGUUUUAGUAAGUCAACAGAGUGAUUUUUUUAAAACUCAGGCUACCAACCUGUACCUUGUUAAAGCAUAAGCCAUACUUUUUAGAAGCAAGCUCUGUUUCAAGUGAUUGUCUGCCAGAGGAAGAUGAGAAGAUAGUUCAAUAUGCUUGGGAAUCUUGAGCAUGUUUUGCAGUGUCUGAUGGCAUGGGAAUUAAAAGCUGGCAUUUAUCCUUUGAGGAAGCUGAUUAUGCUCCCAACAGGACCAUUUAAUUUUCAAGAUUAAAGAUUUUCCAUUUAAGUUUGGCACAGAGAUGAGAGAGGACAGUAUAAAGUCACUGUUCAGGACUGAGAUUAUAGCCUGUCCUGCAUACAAACUGCAGUGAUAGUUCUGCAAAUGGUGCUUCACACUUCCCCUGUAAGAGCCAGUUAGUUAAAAGAAUUUACAUUCUUGGAUUUAAAGGUCUGAAUUUUCCCCUUUUUUGCUAUUUUAAUGAAUAGUUUCCUUUAAAAGCCUUCAGACUCAGUGAACACUGCUUAAGAAAUAGAACUAGCAAAUAACUUGGCAGACUGAGAAGCAGUCUAGGGCAGGGGAGAACAGUUUUUUGCAAAUUGUAGUUAGGAGUCUCAGAGACUGGCAUGAAACUUUUUGAUAUURCCUGUACACUUGCACAGUAACUGGAGAUUUCACUCUUUGUCUCUUAUGUUCAUGUAGGAUCAAAUGAACUGCCAUUCUUUAAUGAAAAUACAAACCUUGGAGUGUUGCCUUUUCCAGUGUAGAACCUGGCAUUAAUUCACCUGUUGCUGUAUUUACAAUCCAGUCCUCGAAAAAUACUUCAUUUUGUUGACACAAAAAGUGCAUUGCA